This is a messenger RNA of Anolis carolinensis (green anole), 1630 nucleotides long. RefSeq names its product acylphosphatase 1 (gene acyp1). The record is from RefSeq and is a predicted model, not a curated record. Gene Ontology annotation, molecular function: acylphosphatase activity. The coding region runs from base 200 to 499 and encodes 99 amino acids. NCBI's taxonomy places the organism in Eukaryota, Metazoa, Chordata, Lepidosauria, Squamata, Anolidae. The transcript has 3 exons.
GGCUUCGGGAGGGGCUACUCUAGUCAGAAAGACGGAGGUCAGCUCUGUGGUUUCUGAGCCCAGCCGUUACUGGCGGUUAGAGCCCAGAGAGCGCGCUCUGGCUGCUGAUUGGCUGAGGAAGGCAGCCCCUCUUCUGAGGAGGGGAGGCUGUUGGAUAUACCUUCAGGCGGCCCCAAAGAGCCUGCAGGGAUCACCGACCAUGGCUGAAGGAGAUGGCCUCGUGUCAAUCGAUUAUGAAGUGUUCGGGAAAGUGCAAGGGGUGUUUUUCCGCAAAUACACGCAGGCUCAAGGAAAAAAGCUAGGUGUGGUUGGCUGGGUCCAGAACACUGACCAAGGCACUGUGAAAGGACAGAUCCAAGGCCCAACUCUCAAGGUGCGGCAGCUUCAGGAAUGGCUUCAGAAGACUGGAAGUCCCAAGUCCCACAUUGACCGAGCUGAAUUCCACAACGAGAAGAAGAUCACUCGCUUAGACCAUAGUGGUUUUUCUAUUGUCAAAUAACAAGGGCCAAGAGAGCACAGCACCUCAUUCAUGGAAAGAGCCUCAAAAUUGUCUGGAUUAAGUUUUCCCUUUAAUUUUCUGUUUGUUCAUUGUUUACAUGCAGAUUUGUUCUGUCCUUAAUGUUAUUUAUUUAAUGUGGUUCCUGUAUUGAAUGGUCAAAUAUAUAAACAAACUUAGUAAUGUAUGACCUUGAUGUGCUAAUGGAGUGUAUGUCCAGAAGUAUGUGCAAAAAUUGGAUUGCCACACUGAAAAGCUUGACGUAAAUGAGCUGUCAUAGGGUUUUUUCAGGGAUAUUGGUGGAAUUUUUAAUUUCCAUACAAAUAUCAUUUGUUUUAGUUGUUUUAUGAUAUAUGCUUGGUUUUAAUUCAUAAAUGUUUCCUAAUGCUUUCUAAAGAGUAUAAGGUGACAGGAUGUGAGAAAAAUCCUAGUUUUGUUGUUGUAAAUCUUGUUUAUAACAUAGAAAAGCUGGUUCUCACAAUCUGUCAUACUCCAUUAUGACCAGGAAACAUAAAAGAGCCUAUGCAAGUGAAAUGACUGAGUAUAUGAGAAGAGGUGUGUUGGAGAAGGCCCAUUUAGUUCAGGCUUCAGUUAUCAUCAUAGCCAAGCAAGAUAUGAGGGCACUAGUAGUUUCUGUCAUAUUCCCCAUUAACUUCUGUUAUAAAACAUACUGCCUCUAUUAAUGAAGAAAUGCAUAGCCAUACUAGUAACCAUUGCUAGUCCUUAUCCUUCAUGAAACCUGUGGUUAUAGGGAAGGUGUUAUUCCACAAUUAUUGGGAUCAUAAGAGGCAGGAAACAAUAUUUUCCCAAGUAGUAUCCUAGAAUUACCCUUGUUUUUUCUCAAAUAAGUGAAUAGAUGCCAUUCAUUCCUAUGGAGAAAAUAAAGCAGUGUAUUUAAGUGCACAAUUGUGGCGUAAAACUUAUGUUUCUAUUACUGACACUAUACAGAGAUGUAAUUACCCCAUUGGGCUCCAUGCAAUGUACACAUUUUUCUCACAUGCGUAUCCUACCACUUUUGGUAUAUAGUACCAGAGGUCCUAUGGGGACAAAGCAGGUGGGAUAGUGCAGGGAUUUAAAAAAUGCAGGCAUGGAUGUUGCCUUUUUAAACCUAGUAAAUAAAUGUUUAGAAAUUCA